AUGGGAGGACGUCGUCAGUGGACCUUACAGAGGAGGAUUGUGGUCACCCCCAAAACUAAUGUUGGCAUCCAAGACGUCGCGUCUGCUUGUUUUUGCUUGUCUCGCCGCUGCGCUUCCCCUACGGACCUCCGCGGGGUAGAAGCGCCGGCAGCACAGCAUCACCAGCGCAGUCUUGGCAUCUUCUUCACCAAAUUUCUCUUCUUAUUCCCCCUCCAAUUUUUUACCAUAUACUAG
Molecule: messenger RNA, 234 nt
Organism: Colletotrichum paranaense
Lineage: Eukaryota; Fungi; Ascomycota; Sordariomycetes; Glomerellales; Glomerellaceae
Exons: 1
Coding region: 1-234 (77 amino acids)
Source: RefSeq, a predicted model, not a curated record